Messenger RNA from Paramuricea clavata, 5706 nucleotides. The record is from the annotation of a GenBank genome assembly. Lineage: Eukaryota; Metazoa; Cnidaria; Anthozoa; Malacalcyonacea; Plexauridae.
CGUGUUUAAUGCCGCACGAAUCAGGCAAAGUAACCCAACUAUUCAAAAGCACUUACUGGGUAAAAGAAGUGUUGAUAAUAUUGAAUGGCUAUGCAGAACAUGUCGAGAUUAUUUGGCAAAAAAUAAAAUUCCACGAUGCGCUGCCGUAAAUGGGAUGCAAUUUCCUUCAAAAGCCAGCAUUUUUUGACCUGAAUGAACUAGAAUGUAGAUUACUUGCUCCCAGAUUAGCAUUCCAAAAACUAAUGCAAGCCCCAAGAGGAAAACAGCUAAAAAUUAGCGGCAACAUUGUUAAUGUACCUGCAGAUAUAGCAAACACUGUUGGCAUGUUACCAAGGUUGCCGAAUGAAACUGGAACCAUUAAAGUGAACCUAAAGAGAAGAUUGCAAUACAAAAGUUCGGCUUUGUCACUCAAUGUAAGACCAAACAAAGUACUAGAAGCAGCCAAAUGGCUUGUGAAUAACGGUAACCUUUACAAAGAAGAAGGUAUAAUUCUCAAUGAUACUUGGCUUGAGGAUAACUCUAAUAUUAUUUAUGAUGAAAGAAAUACUGAAAAUCUUUCGCGGGAGGAAUUAGUAAAAAUGGACUGUGACGAUGUAGAAGAUAUUAGUAAGACACAGCAAACACCUAAUGAGGAAGAUUCCUGGAGUAAAGACGAGGCAGAAAUACCUGUUGGAGACACUGACACUAUGUUAACAUCUCCAGAUUUUCUCACUGAAAAUGAACGUCAGCAUAUUCUAAAUGUCGCACCUGGUGAGGGCAGUACGCCUAUGAGUAUAUUUAGGGAUAAAUAUUUAGAGGAAUUAGCAUAUCCUGGUAUAUUUCUUGGACAGAAACGACCAGAUAAUACAAACAGACUAUCUGAUGUCCAUUAUAGUGACAUUUGCAAAUCUGAAUUAAGAAGGUCUGACCGAAGGGCUGCAAUGUGUGUAGAAAAUAUUUCCUUUAAGACUAAGAAAUUACAAAUGAAGAUUUUGCUUGUGCAAUCACAAAUUGCAUUAAGAAAAUGUCAACGAAAUAGCGGCACAAUCACUGCCGGUCAACUAAAACAACCAGGUACAUUAGAUAACAUGAUUCAUCAAGAUCAAGGAUUUAGAUUUUUGAGAGCAUUAAGGGGUUCACCUCCAUAUUUUGAAAAGGCUAAAAAGGAUAUAUUUACAAUGAUAAGGCAGUUAGGACCGGCUUCAUUAUUCUGUAGUUUCUCUUCUGCAGAAACACAAUGGAUUCAUCUACUCAGAAUACUUGGUAAGCUUGUUGAUAACAAAGAAUACACUGAUGAUGAACUUGAGAACCUCAAUUGGGAACACAAAAACAGGUUAAUUCAGAGUGAUCCAGUGACAUGUGCUAGGCAUUUCGAUUAUCAAGUACACAAGUUUUUGCAAAACUUUCUUUUAAGCGAAGUUUCACCUCUAGGGAAAAUUGUAGAUUGGUUUUACCGAGUUGAAUAUCAACAAAGAGGAUCGCCUCAUAUUCAUAUGUUAUUAUGGCUAGAAAAUGCUCCCGCAUUUGGUGAAGAUUUAGAUUGUGUUGUUGUUUCAUUUAUUGAUAAAAUAAUCACGUGUGAAAAGCCAACUGGGGAUAAAGAAUUACUUACACUUGUAAACAGACAGGUUCAUCGUCAUUCUCACACUUGUCGAAAGAAAUCCAAAAGUGUAUGUCGUUUUAAUUACCCACAACCACCAAUGCGGUCAACUAACAUUUUAUAUCCAUUAGAUACUGAUAUCGAUGAUAAUGAACUUGAACAACAUAAAGAUUCUUGGAAGUUAAUUAAGAAGCGUCUGAAUGACAUGAAAGAGGGGGAAGACAUUACAUUUGACCAGUUGCUGGUAAAUCUUAAACUGAAAGAACAAAAUUAUGUGUUAGCGAUUCGAUCCAGCCUUAAGGCUCUAACUAUAUUCUUAAAAAGAAAACCGAAUGAAUUAAGGAUUAAUAAUUAUAAUGCUGCAUGUCUCAGUGCAUGGCGCGCAAAUAUGGAUAUUCAGUUUGUACUCGAUGUAUAUGCAUGUGCAAUGUACAUUGUAUCAUAUAUAUCCAAAGCCCAGAAAGGCAUGAGUGAGCUGUUGAGAACUGCUUGUGAAGAAGCAAGAAGGGGAAACUCCAGUAUUAAACAACAAGUGAGAGAUAUUGGAAAUACGUUUUUGAACAAUGUUGAAAUAAGUGCGCAAGAAGCAGUCUACAUAGUACUGCAACUUCCAAUGAGAAAAUCGUCUCGCCAAGUUGUAUUUAUAAAUACUUCACCUCCUGAGGACAGAGUUCAAUUGCUUAAACCAAUGCAAGAAAUCAAUGAUAUGGAAGAUGAUUCCGAUGAGGUCUAUGCAUCUGGUUUAAUAAUGCGUUACACAAAACGACCAGUCAAACUUGAAAAUUUAUCACUUGCUGAUUGGGCUGCAUGGUACGACUGUUGUGGUAAACCACACAUCAAACCUUCAUGUGAAUUAGAUAUUGAUAACUAUCCACUUGAGACAAACAUUAUGGAAGAUAAUGACGAUGUGAAGGGAGAUUGUGAACAAAAGAAUAAGAAAAGAUCUAAAGCUAGAAUAAUUCGAAGUGUUUGCUUUAAUAAGAACAUUGAUUCUGAAAAGCAUUUCCGAGAACUUGUAAUGUUGUUCACAUCAUGGAGGAACGAAAAAUCUGACUUAUUAGGAAAUUGUCCUUCUUACAAAGAGCGCUAUUUACAAGUUAAAAAUGCAAUAGAUCAACAAAUGAAACAGUAUGCUAUUUGUAGUGAAGACCUGAAUGACAUCCAACAACAGCUUAAUAAUAUGGAAGAUAAUGAUGAUAACUAUGACCUUAUUGCACCAGGAACGCAAAAUAUUGAGCGCGAAGAUGAAUCUGAAGGUACACAAGACCUUCAUCCAGACUUGAAUGCAAACUAUGACCUAUCUGGAGAUCUUGGAAUUCCUUCAAAUGCAUCAAAUACUGAACACCUAAUAUUACAUGAAGAACAGGAUGAUGUUUAUAGAGGUAUGGUACAAAAACUUAACAAAGAACAAAAAGAAUUUUUCUAUCAUGUGUUACACCUUAUUAAAACUUCUGAUAAUCCAUUCUACUGUUUUCUCAGUGGAGGAGCUGGAGUAGGCAAGUCGCAUCUCACUAAAUGUUUAUAUCAAGCAGCAUUGAAGUAUUAUAAUACAAGAGCGGGUGAUGAUUUCCAUCAACUAAAAUUAUUAAUGCUUGCUCCAACUGGCAAAGCAGCUUUCAACAUUAAAGGUAACACAAUUCAUAAUGCAUUUGCAAUACCAGCAUGUCAGUCUUUAAAAAAUUACAAACCGCUUGACUCGAGCAGGCUAAACACUUUACGAUGCCAACUUGGUGGUUUAAAGCUAAUAUUUUUGGAUGAGAUCUCAAUGGUUGGUAGUACAAUGUUUAAUGUUCAGAUAAACAACAGACUGAAAGAUAUCAAAGGGAGUAAACAAGACUUUGGUGGUGUAAGCGUAGUUGCAAUUGGUGAUCUAUUUCAACUACAACCUGUAAUGGAUAGGUAUAUAUUUAAGAAUCUAGACAAUUCAGAAUAUGCAAUUCUUGCUCCUAAUAAAUGGCAAGAUUACUUUAAAAUGUUUGAACUGCAAGAAAUAAUGAGACAGAGAGAGAGCAAAGUAUUUGCGGAAAUAUUGAACAGGUUGAGAGAAGGCAAGCACACAAAAAAUGAUAUUUUAAAACUCAAAGAAAGAUUAAUAAAGGAAAAUAGCAUACACGAGUCAAUGGAUGUGCCCCAUUUGUUCAUACAAAAUCAGAAGGUAAACGAAUUCAAUGAAAAGGUCCAUAAUGCCGCAACUGGGGAAAAGUUUACCAUUAAAGCUGUAGACAGUGUCAUAGGAGCUAACUCAGCUCAACUUCGAGAUAAAAUUUUGAGUCAAAUACCAGAUGAUCCAAGGAAAACAAAACAAAUUUCUUCAAACCUUCAACUAUCUGUUGGUGAAAGAACUGAAAUAGCAUUAAAUGUACGCAAUGACGAUGGCAUGACUAAUGGUGCUUGUAAUGUUGUUAAAAAGAUACAAUUAAAUCAAAGAGAUAGACCGUCUGGUAUAAUAUGGGUCCAAUUUGACCAUUCAGAUGUUGGAGAGAAAACCAGACAUGAAAAUAGACAUCUUUAUGUCCAAGGUAUUGAGUCCACAUGGACUCCAAUAAAGCCAAUCACAACUCAGUUUGCUGUGGGUAGAAACCAAACUGCACAAGUUGUUAGAAAACAGUUUCCACUUAGACCCGCUGCGGCUAAGACAAUUCACCGUUCACAAGGUGACACUGAACAAAAAAUUGUUGUAAAUUUCGACACUAGAAGAUCAAUACCACAUAUACAUUAUGUUGGUUUGAGCAGGGUAACAGCAAUUGAAGGUUUAUUUAUCACUGAUCUAUGUGAAGAUAAAAUAGCUGUCAAUCCUCAUGUAGCAGCUGAAAUGGAACAUUUGAGAAAUGAACGUGUACUAAAACUAAGUGUCACUCCUAUUUAUAAAACAGACCAAGUCUCAUUCAAACUGUGCUAUCUAAAUGCACGGUCGUUGCAUAAACACAUUGAUGAUAUUCGGCAUAAUUUUAAUUUUGCAACUACAGACAUCAAUAUUUUUUCUGAAACUCGAUGUAUGCAUUCGGAUAAUGCCAGUAUGUAUGAUAUUGAUGGUUACACCUUGUUCAGAAAUGAUGGUCACUCUUUGACUACUAGACCUUUUGGUGGCAUGGCAGUGUUUAGCAGAGUUGAAUUCUUACCUGGAUAUCCAUGUUGUUAUAAUAUCAAUGGCAUUGAAAUAACCAUUAUGAAAGCAAUGAUUCUUCCACAUGUUACUAUAAUUGGUAUAUAUCGAUCACCCCGAAUUCCACUACAACAAUUGUGUGCAGCAUUAGAUGAAGUUUUGAGGUUCUGUACUUCUCAAUUUAACAUUUUCAUAGGUGAUUUUAAUGUCAGUUGGUUAAAUGAAGCCAAUAGAAGGCCUUUAUAUAAUUUUUUUAUCAAUGAUUACAACUACAGACAAUUAAUAUCUAGUGUCACUACAGACAAUCAAACGUUAAUAGAUCACAUUUAUACAAAUUUACCAGAAUCACAAGUGAAUCCCCACAUCCUAGAAACAUAUUUUUCAGAUCACAAAGCCGUAUGUGCCCUAAUCAAUUGUUUUCUUUAAAUUGUAAGGUCUUCUUAAAAGUAAUGAACUGCAUGAAUAGCAGAUAUUUAGCUCCAGUUAAAAAGAAACAUUAUUUUCGUAUCAUUAUUAUUGCAUUUGGGAUAUAAAUGGUACUCAUCCUCUUAAGUUACUGGUUAAAUGUAAAUAUUCGUAAUUUAUAUGCCUGAAGUAGGCAUAUAAUUUCUAAUAGCACAAUUCCGCACAAUUACUGUGAAAAUGUGAUUCCGUCAAUGCAACAUACAACCUUGUACCCAGGUUCCCAAUCUUCCCUACUACCUCGCUUGAAUUGAAACCCUUAUAUUGGCUGCUCUCGUGACCCUUCAUAUUUUGGCGGAUUUGCUCAGUUGUUUUGCAGAAAGUAUAGUAACUAAAGUAGAUAUUGUAGUAAACAUUAAUAUUGUUAAAAUAACAUUACCAAACAAAACAUCUCAAUUACUAUCCUUUCCUUAAAAACUAUUGAGCAAAUCCGCCAAAAUAUCACAGCUCACGUGACCAGCCGAUACCAGGGUCUCAAUUCAAGCGAGGUAGGGCCGAAGAUUGAGAACCUGGGUACGAGUUGUGUAAAAUUCGAAAAUCAAUGCAUUAUGCGCAGAUACAU